UUCCCAAGGGCUUGGGCUGUACAUAAGGAGCACCUCCCGCCUGCUGCUGCCUACCGUCCACCCGUCUGGCUUUCUCUGGGGUCUUGGGAUCCAAGGGGCACCAUGAAGUGGCUGCUGCUGCUCGGCCUGGUGGCGCUCUCUGAGUGCAAGGUCUACAAGGUCCCCCUCGUCAGAAUGAAGUCCCUGAGGCAGAAGCUGAUCGAGCAUGGCAAGCUGCAGGAGUUCCUGCAGACGCACAGCGUCAACCCGGCCAACAAGUACUUCCCCACUGAGCCAGCCAACAUGAUGGCCGACCAGCCCCUGCAGAACUAUAUGGAUAUGGAGUACUUUGGCACCAUUGGCAUCGGAACACCCCCUCAGGAUUUCACAGUCAUCUUCGACACUGGCUCCUCCAACCUGUGGGUGCCCUCCGUCUACUGCUCCAGUCCUGCCUGCUCCAAUCACAACCUCUUCAACCCCCAGCAGUCCUCCACCUACCAGGCCACCAGCCAGACAGUGUCCAUCACCUAUGGCACUGGCAGCAUGACAGGCAUCCUUGGAUAUGACACCGUCCAGGUGGGAGGCAUCGCCGACACCAACCAGAUCUUCGGUCUGAGCGAGACCGAGCCUGGCUCUUUCCUGUACUACUCUCCCUUCGACGGCAUCCUGGGUCUGGCCUAUCCCAGCAUCGCUUCCUCUGGGGCCACACCUGUCUUUGACAACAUGUGGAACCAGGGUCUGGUUUCCCAAGACCUCUUCGCCGUCUACCUGAGCCCUAAUGACCAGAGUGGCAGCGUGGUGAUGUUUGGUGGCAUCGAUACUUCUUACUACACUGGAAACCUGAACUGGGUGCCCCUUUCUGCCGAGGGCUACUGGCAGAUCACCGUGGACAGCAUCACCAUGGACGGAGAGAUCAUCGCUUGCAGCGAGAGCUGCCAGGCCAUUGUUGACACAGGCACCUCUCUGCUAUCUGGCCCAAGCAAUGCCAUCGCCAACAUCCAGAGCUACAUUGGUGCCAGCGAGGACUCGAACGGCCAGAUGGUGAUCAGCUGCUCAGCCAUGUACAACCUGCCCAACAUCAUCUUCACCAUCAACGGGAUCCAGUACCCUCUGCCCGCCAGUGCCUACAUCCUGCAGAACCAGCAGGGCUGUGCCAGCGGCUUCCAGGGCAUGAACCUCCCCACUGCCUCCGGAGAGCUCUGGAUCCUGGGGGAUGUCUUCAUCCGCCAGUACUUUGCUGUCUUCGACAGGGCGAACAACCAGGUGGGCCUGGCUCCCGUGGCCUAAGCCUGAGUUUCUGGCCACUUCCCAGGAAUAUCUGGCCUCCAUUGCCCACUCAGAUGAACAUAAUUGUCCUGACUGUUCUCCUGGGUUCAUGGAGGUGGAAUCCUGGCCUUGUUCCUAUCUUACCAAUAAUGUACAAUAAAGACAUAACCUCCUACAAA
Molecule: messenger RNA, 1424 nt
Organism: Manis javanica (Malayan pangolin)
Lineage: Eukaryota; Metazoa; Chordata; Mammalia; Pholidota; Manidae
Product: pepsin A
Biological process (GO): proteolysis
Molecular function (GO): aspartic-type endopeptidase activity
Source: RefSeq, a predicted model, not a curated record